Messenger RNA from Paramecium pentaurelia, 2401 nucleotides. The record is from the annotation of a GenBank genome assembly. NCBI's taxonomy places the organism in Eukaryota, Ciliophora, Oligohymenophorea, Peniculida, Parameciidae.
AUGAAUAACAAUACAUUAAAUAAAUCGAGAAGAUUGUACAAUACUUGUGAUACUAAUUCACAAUUAAGAACUAUUCUACUAGCUUCUUUAGCAAAAUUACAGUUAAUAUAAUAAUGUUAUUGUUUAGUUCUCAAAGCACAGCUUAGACUGGUUAUAGUGAAUUAAGGACUUUGAUAGCAUAAUUACAAUAAAAUCAAUUUGUGAUUUUAACGAAUUUACUUGAUUCUAAUGACAUCUCAAAAUAAGCAAAAAAAGAUUAUAUUAAAGUAUUUGGUGUAUUAGCAGAAAUAAGAGGUAGCGAUAUUUAAGAGUAGUUACCAAGAAUUGUAUAAAUUAUAAAUAAAAGAAUAUAAGAGGGUAAUAAUUUUGUUAAUUUGUUCUAGGAGAUUCUACAUUCAUUUAAGUGAUAUCAGAUACAUUUGCUAAUAUCAAUGAAUUUACUAUCUAAACUUCACCUAAUAAAUAUGAGUUAUUUUAAUAGAUUACAGAAUUACUAUAAUCUAAUUUUGUACAUAAUAAUAGAGUUGCUUAAUAAAUUAGUGCUUAAUCAUUAUGUAGGAUAAUUUAAACAACAGAUAAAUAAUUAAUGGAGAUCAUCUUUAAAUCAUAUACAUCGAAAACCUUAGAAAUUUUAAAGUAUAUCUUGAAAUAUAAUUGUAAUUAGAUCUCCACACUGCAAAACAUAAUAAGGAUUAUUAGAAAGUUUACUAAGUCUUAUAUUGACAGUAGAAGUAAUCUUUGAACCAUGUUUAGAGGAAUGUGUACAUACUAUUACAAAUUGUUUGCAUUCAGAAGAAUGGAACUCACGGUAUUAAUAUAGAUAUUUCUAGAAAGUUUUCAUUAGAUAUAAUUUAUUCAUUAAGUGUGAUUUUCCCUCACUAUUUUAGAGUAAAUGAACAUUUCGUCAAUAAAAUAGGUGAAUUAAGAUUUGAUAAAAUAAAACAUGUAAGAGAUGCAGCCUUAGUAGCAAUGUCAUCACUUAAAGAUACAAGAUCAUUAUAAUAAUAAUCAGCUAGAGAACAUAAAUCAGUGUUUAAAUCUAGUGCUAAUAAAGGAUUCUUUGAAAGAACAUCUGAUAUAUAAAUUAUAGAGAAUAGACCAAGAGAUGAAGAAAUCUAAAAAUAGAAAUCAACAUUUGCUGAUAUUCUUGUUAAAAAUGAAACUCAUUCAUUUACACUUCCUAAUUAAUAGAUUGAAAGUGAAAAGAGAGCAUCACCUAUAUAAAUGUUAACAGAUUCUAAUAAAAACCAUUCUCCUUAAUGUUCUCCAUAUAUUUAAGCAAUUCAACCUACAUAUCAUUUUAGUAAUUCUGGAUCUAGCAAUUAAAAAGAGAAGAAAUAUAUUAAUUAAAGUUAAGAGAUUCCUAAAUCAUAAAUUUAACUUGCAACACCACCUUAAAAGUAAUUCUAAGAAAAAUAAGAUUUAUUAAAAUUAUAUGAUUCAGCCAAAGCUAAAUAAAAUGCCAUAUUUGAAUAAAUCUUAAAUUAAAAAUUGUAAAUUUCAGAACAAAAUACACGUUCAGAGAUGAAUCAAUUAAACAAAAGAAUAGAUAAAAUUGAAUAGAUGUUAGAAAGAAUGUCAGAAACUAUAGAUAAAAGAUUAAAUUAAUAAUAGAAUUCUUAAUAACAAUAAUAAAUUAAAUCUCAAAAAUAAAAAGUAGUUCCUGUUGAAUCUUAUUAAGAUUAAUUUAUUCCUUGCUAAAUACAUUAAAAUUAUUAAUCUCGGAAUCUCUAAAAUUAAAAUAUAUUUGACUCUUUAAAUGAUGCUCCUUAAGAAACUAACACUAAAUUAUAAGAUAUUUUUUUCAUAGCUUAAAAGUCUUAAUUAAACACUGAAUCAAAACUGUAAGAAUCUAAUUUUGAACUAAACUCUGGGAAAAUAAGUGAUGCUGAAUGUAAAUUUAGUAAGAAUCAUUAAAAGUCAACAUCAGAGGCUUCACCUUUAAGAAAUAAAGAUUAAUCUAUUCUUACUACUGAUAGUAAAAAGACAUAAUAAUAAUUACCAUCUCCUAUUAUUUAAAAUGCUAAAGUUAUUGAAUAACAAACAGUUAUGUAAAAAGUAGAAGAUUAAUUAGAGGUAAAUUUAUUAUCAUUAUUAGAAAAAUAAUAUUAAUGAAGCUUAUUCUACAGCAUUAACAUCAUUAGAUGAUUAGAUUAUAAUAUCAACUAUGAUGAAGACUGGACCAUGUACUGAGAGAUUAGAUUCUACAUAAGUUGAAUUUUUAUUACAUAAAUUAAGAACAUUAGAUUGGAUUGAAAAUGCACUUCAACAUCAUCUUGCAAGAAUGCCAGCUAUUUUAUUAAAAUCAAUAUCAACAUAAUUAAAUAAUGUAUAAUAAACAGACUAAGUUAAAAGAAUAUAAGAGAUGAUCGAAAAGAAGAAGAUGUAAUCAUAAGAAUGA